Messenger RNA from Acanthopagrus latus (yellowfin seabream), 2544 nucleotides. RefSeq names its product extracellular calcium-sensing receptor-like. The transcript has 6 exons. Gene Ontology annotation, biological process: G protein-coupled receptor signaling pathway. The record is from RefSeq and is a predicted model, not a curated record. Gene Ontology annotation, molecular function: G protein-coupled receptor activity. The coding region runs from base 163 to 2544 and encodes 793 amino acids. NCBI's taxonomy places the organism in Eukaryota, Metazoa, Chordata, Actinopteri, Spariformes, Sparidae. Gene Ontology annotation, cellular component: membrane.
CUCUUACAGUUGUUGUUGGUGGUGUCUGUCUCUCAGGCUGAGAAGCCAGUGUGCAGGCUAACAGGGGAUCCCGAGAAUCCCCAAAUAUUCAAGGAUGGGGACAUUUUGUUGGGGGGAAUCUUUUCUUUCCACAGCAGCUGGAAAGGCAGACAGGAUACCUACAUGGAUAAACCACUGCCACUGCAGUGCACCAGUUUGAAUUUCAGAGAGUUCCAGUUUGCCCAGGCUAUGCUUUUUGCAUUAGAAGAGAUUAACAACAGCACAGACAUACUGCCUGGCAUCUCUCUGGGCUACAAGUUUUAUGAUGUAUGUGGCUCCAUUGCCAGAGGUGUGAGGGUUGCACUGGCCUUAGCUAAUGGCAAUGAACUUGUGUCUGCACCCUCAGAGGAACCAUGUACCAGACCGGCCCAAGUGCAGGCCAUAAUGGGAGAGACAUCUUCUUCUCCUUGCAUGGCUAUAUCUACUGUCAUUGGACCCUUUCAUAUCCCACUGAUCAGCCACUUUGCUACUUGUGCUUGUCUCAGUGAUAAGACAAAGUACCCAUCAUUCCUCAGAACAAUACCCAGUGACUAUUACCAGAGCAGAGCCCUGGCUCAAUUGGUCAAGUACUUUGGUUGGACUUGGGUUGGAGCUAUUCGAACAAAUGAUGAUUAUGGUAAUAACGGCAUGGCCAUAUUUACAGAAACUGCCCAGCAGCUGGGUAUCUGUCUGGAAUACUCUGUAGCUGUCUUUAGAACAGAUCCUCCAGACAAAUUACAAAAGAUAGUUGACAUUAUCAAGGCUUCCACUUCCAAAGUGAUUGUUGCUUUCCUUUCCCACAUGGAUAUGGAUGUGCUAAUACAUAAACUGUCUCACCACAACUUGACUGGGUACCAGUGGGUAGGAAGUGAGAGCUGGAUCUUUGAUUCCCACACUGCAGCCAUGGACAGGCAUCACAUUCUGGAUGGUGCCAUAGGCUUGUUCAUACCAAAAGCACAUGUCAGUGGCAUGAGAGAGUUCAUGUUGGAUGUGAAACCUCUCAAUUCAUCUAGUAAUGAAUUGUUUGCAGAGUUCUGGGAGACAUUAUUUAGCUGUAAGUUCAAGCAGUCAAAGUCAUCAGCAGGGAAUUUGACAGAAUGUACUGGAGAUGAAGAUGUGACUGGAGUACAUAACAGCUUCACUGAUAUGUCUCUCAUGCCUAUCUUUAACAAUGUUUACAAAGGAGUGUAUGCUGUGGCCCAUGCACUUCAUAAUAUUCUCAGCUGUAAACAAAAAUGUAACAAGGUGCAAUUGGAUCCAUUUAUGAUUUUGCAGAACAUUAGAAAGAUUCGGUUCAAAACAAAGGAAGGAGAUGAGGUUUACUUCAAUGAGAAUGGAGACCCAGUAGCAAAGUAUGAAAUCAUAAACUGGCAGCCAACUGAAAAUGGCAUUGUGGACUUUGUCACAGUUGGACUUCAUGAUGCAUCUUUACCUGCAGACAAACAGCUGAAUCUGCAAAAUAAGUCUUUAAUUUGGGCCCAGAACUCACAGCAGGUGCCUUUGUCAGUUUGCAGUGAGAGAUGUCCCCCAGGAACUCGUAAGGUUCUGCAGAAAGGAAAGCCUGUCUGCUGCUAUGACUGUUUAAGAUGUGCAGAGGGAGAGAUCAGCAAUGCAACAGAUUCUAUCACCUGUCUGAGAUGUGACCCCGAGUUCUGGUCCAAUGAGAGAAGAAAUGCCUGUGUAAAGAAGGAAGCAGAGUUUCUCUCAUACGAAGAGAUUAUGGGAGCACUGCUCACUGCAGCUUCUCUCUUUGGAACAUGCAUGACUGCUGUUGUGGCGUUCAUUUUCUUCAGAUACAGACAGACUCCUAUUGUCAGGGCCAACAACUCUGAGCUGAGCUUCCUGCUGCUCUUCUCCUUGAGUCUGUGUUUCCUGUGUUCUCUGACCUUCAUCGGUCGGCCCUCUGAGUGGUCCUGCAUGCUGCGACACACAGCAUUCGGCAUCACCUUUGUCCUCUGUAUCUCUUGUGUUCUGGGGAAAACAAUAGUGGUGUUAAUGGCCUUCAGGGCCACACUCCCAGGUAGUGAUGUGAUGAAAUGGUUUGGGCCUGCACAGCAGAAACUCAGUGUUCUGGGUUUCACUCUUAUACAAGUUAUCAUAUGUAUCCUCUGGUUAUCAAUUUCUCCUCCUUUUCCCUUUAAGAAUUUUAAGGAAUUCAAGGACAAAAUCAUCUUAGAGUGUGCUCUGGGCUCAGCUGUAGGCUUUUGGGCUGUACUUGGAUACAUUGGACUUCUGGCCAUGUUAUGUUUUAUUCUUGCUUUUUUGGCUCGGAAACUACCAGAUAAUUUCAACGAAGCCAAAUUUAUCACCUUUAGCAUGCUGAUAUUCUGUGCAGUAUGGAUCACAUUUAUCCCAGCGUAUGUCAGCUCGCCUGGGAAGUUCAGUGUUGCUGUGGAGAUAUUUGCUAUUCUGGCUUCAAGUUUUGGACUGCUCAUUUGUAUUUUUAUUCCAAAAUGUUACAUAAUUUUACUGAAACCAGAGAAGAAUACGAAAAAGAACAUGAUGGGAAAGGGGGCACCAAAAUGA